AUGAGGCCAACCAACGGCAAGACGGCGAAACUGCCCCUCGUGCCCCUGGCCAAGGAUACGGUGCUGCUUCCAGGCGUCACUCUGCGCAUCUCCCUGAAGAACCGACCCGAUAUCGCCAAUCUCCUUACGUCUCUCGUGAAUCGAGGCAAGCGAGACAACAGUCCCAUUUCCAUCGCCUGCGUUCCACUUGCUUCGCCGCACUUGAGUAAGGACGGUUUGCAGCUUAUAGACAACGGCUCGGAUUCCGAGAACCAGGAAGAGGAGGGUGUCGAUGCAGGACAGGCCCGUAAAGACGAUCUUUUCAAGCAUGGCACGCUUGCAAAGAUUGUUGGAGUCCAGCGUCGUGUCUAUUCGGAACCAUAUCUCCUUGUCGAGGGUAUGAAACGACUUUCAGUUGUCAGGGUCCUUAAGGAGCGACCGUUCUUUGAAGCCGAGGUGACGCUACACGAUGAAGUCGCUCCCAGCUCCAAGGAUGCCGAAUCGCUUGAACUCUUCCAGCACCUGAAACAACUCUCCCGCGAACUUCUAACGCUGUUAAGGCUCGCGUCUCUUUUUCCUUCGAAUUCCUCGAAUUUAUCCCCUACGGUUGCUCGUAGAUUUGAGCUGUUUAUUUCUCGACGGGAAUUUCCACAGGCAGGGAAUCUGGCCGACUUCAUGGCCGAUAUUGUUGAGACAAGUCUCGAAGAGAAGUUGCGUGUCUUAGCAGCGUUCGAUAUCAAAGAUAGACUCGAACGAGUCAUCGAGCUGCUUAAUAGACAAGUUCAAGGAAUUAAGAGCAACGUUAAAAUAACAUCCAUCACUACAACAAACAUUCCACCAAAUUCAGCUUUUGACAUUACACAAUUAGACCCAAGAUUGGCACAACGUGCCAUGACUGGCCUCAACGGAUUCUCUCCCAAUGGCUCAGGAGGUGGAAAAGAUGAUGAGAAGGAACCGAACGAGGUCGACGAACUUGAACAACACCUUGAAGAGGCGCAACUGAGCCCGGAAGCUCGCAAAGUGGCCGACCGGGAACUGAAACGACUACGCAAAAUGAACCCCGUCAAUGCAGAAUACGGAGUUUGCCGGUCAUACCUAGAGAAUUUAGCUGAGAUUCCCUGGACGAAAACAACAGAAGAUCGACUAGGAAGCGAUACUUUACAACGAGCUAGAAGACAGCUGGACAACGAUCACUAUGGAUUAGAAAAGAUAAAGAAACGCUUACUUGAAUAUCUUGCCGUUCUGAAAUUGAAACAGACCGUCAAUAUCGAUGUUGACCGCCAAAUUUCCGAAGUAUCGGACCAGCUUAGUGCAUCGGACAAAGACUCGGACGGUAACGAUUCCCUCUCUCAACCUGAAAAAGAGGGCUUGGAGACCAAACUUCAAAUUUUGAAAACAAAGCGCACUGUUGAUAAAUCGCCUAUCUUACUAUUGGUUGGGCCACCAGGCACGGGUAAAACCAGCUUGGCCAAGUCGGUGGCGACGUCUCUUGGGCGCAAAUUCCAUCGAAUAUCCCUCGGUGGCGUACGAGACGAAGCCGAAAUUCGAGGCCAUCGCCGGACUUAUGUUGCGGCAAUGCCUGGCCUCAUCGUCAAUGGCCUGAAGAAGGUUGGCGUUGCAAACCCUGUUUUUCUCCUUGAUGAGAUCGAUAAAGUUGGCGGGUCUAAUUUCCAUGGAGAUCCAUCGGCUGCCAUGCUUGAAGUUUUGGAUCCGGAACAGAACCAUAGCUUCUCCGACCACUAUAUCAACAUUCCUAUCGACUUGAGCAAGGUCCUCUUCAUUGCUACAGCCAAUUCAUUGGAUACUAUUCCGGCUCCCUUGCUUGACCGUAUGGAGACGAUUACACUUGCCGGCUAUACUACUGUAGAAAAACGACAUAUUGCCAGGCAGCAUCUCCUUCCAAAGCAGAUUCGAACCAACGGUUUGUCUGAUAACGAAGUGUCCUUGUCAGACGAAGUCCUUGACAAGAUCAUCACCGCGUAUACCCGCGAGUCUGGCGUCCGGAAUUUGGAACGUGAAAUAGGCUCGGUCUGUCGCUACAAGGCUGUGCAGUAUGCCAACGCGACGGAAACGAAUCAAAUGGAGUCUUAUGUUCCGAAUGUGUCCAUUAACGAUCUUGAGGAAAUCCUUGGAAUAGAACGCUUUGACGAGGAAAUUGCCGAGACGACUUCUCGACCAGGUAUCGUAACCGGUCUCGUGGCGUACUCUACCGGUGGUCAAGGCAGUAUUCUCUUCAUCGAGGUGGCAGACAUGCCUGGUAAUGGCCGUGUUCAGCUCACCGGAAAACUAGGAGACGUCCUCAAGGAGUCUGUUGAGGUCGCACUAACCUGGGUAAAGGCUCAUUCAUUUGAUUUGGGUAUCUCGCAUGAUCCCAACGAGGAUAUCAUGAAAAAUCGGAGUCUUCAUGUCCAUUGCCCAUCUGGCGCUAUUCCCAAGGAUGGACCAUCUGCUGGUCUGGCACAUACUAUUGCACUGAUUUCUCUCUUUUCGGGCAAACCAGUGCCGCCCCAAAUUGCAAUGACCGGUGAAAUAUCUCUUCGCGGUCGAGUGAUGCCGGUUGGUGGUAUUAAGGAGAAACUCAUCGGUGCUUUACGUGCGGGUGUGAAAAUAGUCUUAUUGCCAUAUGCCAAUCGCAAGGACGUCAAAGACGUACCACAGGAGGUCAAGGACGGUCUUGAAAUAAUCUACGUAAAGCACAUUUGGGAGGCCCUUCGUGUUGUUUGGCCGCAGACUCAUUUCCCCGGACAGCAGCAUCUUAAUAUGUUCGAGAGCCAUCUAUAG
Talaromyces atroroseus is the source of this 2760-nucleotide messenger RNA. Its product is annotated as Lon protease-like protein 2, peroxisomal. Gene Ontology annotation, molecular function: serine-type endopeptidase activity; ATP hydrolysis activity; ATP-dependent peptidase activity. The transcript is spliced from 3 exons. The record is from RefSeq and is a predicted model, not a curated record. Gene Ontology annotation, biological process: protein processing; protein targeting to peroxisome; protein catabolic process. NCBI's taxonomy places the organism in Eukaryota, Fungi, Ascomycota, Eurotiomycetes, Eurotiales, Trichocomaceae. Gene Ontology annotation, cellular component: peroxisomal matrix. Bases 1 to 2760 code for a protein of 919 amino acids.